This is a messenger RNA of Adineta ricciae, 1824 nucleotides long. Lineage: Eukaryota; Metazoa; Rotifera; Eurotatoria; Adinetida; Adinetidae. The record is from the annotation of a GenBank genome assembly.
AUGCUCACGUCAUCCAGUUGUAUGUGGAUAGUGCUUUUCUGUUUAUAUCUUGCUAUUCAAAUCGAAAGCGAAAGCAAGCUGUCAGUCAGUGGUGUAGUGUCACUAGAAUCUCUAUCAUCGAAAGCCAAAAGAUCUCAUUGUGUCGAUCGUCUGCAGAAUCAAGACGAAUCUGAUAUUGAUUGUGGUGGAGAAACCUGUCCAAAAUGUGAGAACGGAAAUGCUUGCGAUGACGACAGAGACUGUCUGACCAAUACAUGUAGAAAGAAGAAGUGCGUUCCGUUCGAAUCGUGCGCUGACAACAUCAAGAAUCAGGAUGAGACAGAUAUAGACUGUGGUGGGUUAAAAUGCCCAGCGUGUACAGACUUGAAGAUGUGUAAGGAGCAUCGUGAUUGUAACAGUGCUCUGUGCGAAAGAAAAAGAUGUUCAAUUGUUGAAUCGUGUGAGGACCAUGUAAAAAAUCAGGAUGAGAGUGAUGUUGAUUGUGGUGGGGUGAAAUGUCCACGAUGUGCACUUGGAAGGAAAUGUAAAGCCGAAUGUGACUGUAUCAGUGAUUCUUGUAAGAAUAAGACAUGUGUUGUGGCAGAAUCGUGUCUGGAUGGUAUAAAAAAUCAGGAGGAGACAGACAUCGACUGUGGGGGUGAUCGAUGUGCAAAAUGUGAAGACUUGAAAAAAUGUAACAACGACUGCGAUUGUAUUAGUGGCUUAUGCGAAAACAAUCAGUGUGCUUCAUCAUUCCAGGGAAAUGAAACUUCAGCUGAAUCCAGUACAGUGACAACCGUAGAUUCAGUAUCUACUGAUUCAACUGAUUGGACAACGACUUUAUCACGCGAGAGUACAACAACAACAUCGACAUGGAUGACUACUUCAAUAAAUACGUCCAUUAUCUCAACAAAUGGGACCGGUAUCCCACUAAAUAGAACUUCAGCGUCAGCAAUAACAAUAACAACAACAACAACAACAACAACGCCUAGUGCAGUCUUAUUAAAUGGUACAUGCAUAUCGAAAUCAAUCGUAUGGAAAGGGUAUACGUGGUGCCUUCGUGACGAUGUGAGCAGUGGAUCAGGUUAUUAUCCUGCGCUGUCUUUUGAAUUCAAAUAUUCACACAGUUAUUCCUACAUAGGUUCAAACGAAUACAAGACUGAUAAUGUGUGGAUUGAUCAUAAAGGUUUAUUACAUCUUCGAAUAUCCAACACAUCUAAUAUCUGGUCAAGUGCUGCCUUAUACACGACGGAUCGUUUUACUUUUGGCACUUUUCAAUGGCAAAUUGAAGGAUCUCUGAAUGCAUUGGAUCCGAAAGUAGUUUUAAGUUUGUACACAUCUAUCUCGUUGACUGUUGAUACAAUGCGAACAAAUGAAGUCAACAUCGAAUUCACUAGAUGGGGGUUGAACCCAUUAGUGUCACCGAACUUAUUUUAUAACGUCUGGCCAGCGAAAAAUAAUGAAAGCAAAACUGGAAGUUCAUUCUUUUACAACCAUAAAAAUAUUUAUACGACUCAACGUUUUAUCUGGUCAUAUGAAUCAGUUGCAUUCAAAUCAAUCUCUGGAUUUCGGAAUGAUGAUGCUGAUUCAGUUCAAUCAUGGCAGUCAUCCUCGGAUUUUUCGACAGCUGUACCGCAAGAAUCAGCAGCCGUUCACAUGAAUCUACGUAUCUUCCACUCGAGCAACAGCGAUUGCUUUCCAAGCGAUGGUAAACCAGUUGAAGUUAUCAUUCAUGAUUUCAUCUAUCGUCCACCAAAACCUUCGGCAGCGUUAGUGCUGACAUAUGAAAUGCGACUAAUAAGCUUAUUAACUAUGUUUUCAGUUUUUUGUACAUCUACAAUGUGA